Delphinapterus leucas (beluga whale) is the source of this 597-nucleotide messenger RNA. RefSeq names its product GON7 subunit of KEOPS complex (gene GON7). The record is from RefSeq and is a predicted model, not a curated record. Gene Ontology annotation, cellular component: EKC/KEOPS complex. NCBI's taxonomy places the organism in Eukaryota, Metazoa, Chordata, Mammalia, Artiodactyla, Monodontidae.
CCGGGUGGCGCGUCAUCGCUGCGCGCUCUGGAAGUUCGGUGGUGUCCAUGGAGUUGUUGGCCGAGUACGUCGGGCAGGACGGGCAGCGACAGCAGCUACGGGUGCCUUGUGAGGCGCCGGGCGUCGCCGACCCUUUCCAGGGCUUGUUAUCGGGCGUGGCUAAGAUGAGGGAGCUGGUGACCAACCUCCUCGGCUCCCCGGUACAGCGGGAAGCACAGGACCGGGUGGCGGCGGCUCCAGAGAAGGCGUUGGACGGUGAUGAUGAAGAUGAUGCAGAAGAUGAAAAUAACGUUGAUAACAGAACUAACUCAGAUGGACCCUCUGCAAAACGGCCAAAAACACCAACUUAACUGUAGCUUUUAUGAAAUUUAAAAGACUGCUAUGAUAUCUUAUUUAUCACACACUGACAUUUAAGGAAGACUUGUGCUCUAAUUUGGAAAGCAUUUGCUUUGUUCCCCUGGGACAGUUUUGUCAAAGAAGAAGCUUUUCGGCUGUUUCCAUCAAAGAAAGAUAGAAUAAAUGUUUAGAAAGGAAUCUUUUUUCUUGAGUGAGAAGUAAGUUUCAGACCAUGGAGAUAAAAUAGACAUUUAAUAAUGU